Molecule: messenger RNA, 1089 nt
Organism: Venustampulla echinocandica
Lineage: Eukaryota; Fungi; Ascomycota; Leotiomycetes; Helotiales; Pleuroascaceae
Exons: 1
Coding region: 1-1089 (362 amino acids)
Source: RefSeq, a predicted model, not a curated record
AUGUCGGCCGCUGGCAACUAUUUCGACUACUCCACCUCUACCACCAAUGGCGUAUACCCCUUUGAUAUUGAUAAUGGCCGUCCUGAUAUUGAUCGGGCGCGCCGAUACAUGAUUCGACACCUUGUGGAAAAACGCAAUUUCACCAAGCAAAGUGCUACUGAUCUAACACAGGCGUAUUGCGAUAGCUGUUUAGGCGAUAUCCCGCGCCGGCUAUGCCUUUUGCACUACAUCCUAGUUCGAGAUUUCAUGGAAAUACAGGGCUAUUCUCAACAGGACGCUGAGCGCAGAGCCAAAGCUACUUUCAAGCGCUGGCCAGUGGGCAUCAUCGACGUGCUUGCGACAGCGCUAUUGCGCAUGCAUGGAGACAUCAUGAAAUCCGCUUUCUCCGAUGGCUGCACCAAAAACGGAGUUCGCAAAUGGUUUAUGAGUGACAGUCGCCAGAUAAUAUAUGGAAUGUUAGCAUAUUUUAUGACUGAAACCCGCGAAAUACUAAACAUGGCACAUACCAUGAACUACGGGCUCUUUCCACAUGGAUUGAACAAAAAUCCAUCCCAACUAAGCCCAUGCCCUCAUACGUUUGAACCUGCAUUUAUCCAAUUUGCAAAUUCAUAUGGCCCAGCAUACGAGAACGGAAACAUGGGGUACCCUAGUACAACGCCCGGCGAAAGAGAGGGCAACAGCAGAGUCCCUCAUAAUUUUAGAUCCGCAUUUGACCGCUUUAUGCUUCCAAUUUGCCAAUCAAGGGAGGAUAAGAAUAUGGAGACUCUUAGUACAAAAUUCAAAAGAGAGGAUGGAAAAAUCCUAGUCCCUCAUGAUUUUAUAGCUACUGCAUAUGCCCGUUUUACACUUGCAUAUGGCGAAUUAAACGAUAAUGAGAAACUGGAGACUCCUAGAAUAACAUCCGAUGAAGAAGAGGAUGGCAAUGAAGGAAAAGUUUGCCUGGACGGUCUUGAUAUUUCGUCUACACUCCACAGGUGGCUCUUUCCACAAGGAUUAAACGAUCGAACCAAACUAAACAUACGCGUUAAUGAUACUGCAUCUGUAUUAAUCCGGUUAAAUUAUGCACUUGUACGUGGCGAAUUAGACUAG